AUGGCUACAACCACAGCCGACACGACGACCCCUGUGGCUACAACCACAAUUGAGACAACGACCCCUGUGGCUACAACCACAAUUGAGACAACGACCCCUGCGGCUACAACCACCGCCGACACCACGACCCCUACGACGACCCCUGUGGCUACAACCACAUCCGAAACCACGACCCCUGUGUCUACAACUACCGCCGACACGACGACCCCUGUGGCUACAACCUCCGCCGAUACCACGACCCCUGUGGCUACAACCACGCCGAUACGACGACCCCUGUCUACAACUACAGCCGACACCACGACCCCUGUGGCUACAACCACAAUUGAGACGACGACCCCUGUGGCUACAACCACAUCCGAAACCACGACCCCCGUGGCUACAACCACAGCCGACACUACGACCCCUGUGGCUACAACCUCAAUUGAGACGACGACCCCUGUGGCUACAACCACAUCCGAAACCACGACCCCCGUGGCUACAACCACAGCCGACACUACGACCCCUGUAGCUACAACCUCGGCCGACACGACGACCCCUCCGAUACGACGACCCCUUGGCUACAACCACAGCCGACACGACGACCCCUGUGGCUACAACCACCGCCGAUACCACGACCCCUUUGAAAGGACGACCCCUGUAGCUACAACCACAGCCGACACCACAACCCCUGUGACAACAACCACAGCCGACACGACGACCCCUGUGGCUACAACCACAGCCGACACGACGACCCCUCUGGCUACAACCACAGCCGAGACGACGACCCCUGUGGCUACAACCACAGCCGAUACCACGACCCCUGUACGACCACCUCUCCUACCAACACCACUGACACGACGACCUCUUCGGCUACAAACACAGGUACGACCACCUCUCCUACCAACACACGGCACGACUCCGUCGGCUCGAAACACUGGCACGACCACCUUUACUUUCAACACUGCUGACACGACGACCUCUGUAGCUAGAAACACAGGCACGUCCAUUGUUCUUACCAACACCGACUAUACAAGACCCCUGUAG
This is a messenger RNA of Penaeus monodon (black tiger shrimp), 1023 nucleotides long. RefSeq names its product mucin-2-like. The record is from RefSeq and is a predicted model, not a curated record. The transcript is spliced from 6 exons. Bases 1 to 1023 code for a protein of 340 amino acids. NCBI's taxonomy places the organism in Eukaryota, Metazoa, Arthropoda, Malacostraca, Decapoda, Penaeidae.